AUGGCUGAACAGCAGGCUCCGAACAUGCAGGGCAUGACUGGCGGAAGUUUCAACGCGGCUCCACCACCCCAGUACGACGCUCCAUUACCUCAGUCCGCCCCGCCACCGCCAGCGCCAGCGGCGAGCACUUCGAACGGGUGCUGCGCCAACAACAAGCGGUCCGCUCUGUACACGUGGCUCCCCUUCGGCCUUCGCAUCGGCAUCUUUUUCUUCUGCCUCGUCGCUUUCAGUCUGUGCUUCGCGACCAAGGCGACGGUGACGUCGUACAGCGCGGGCGCGUUUCUGGUGGGCAUGACAAUCCUGGGGUUCAUAUUCGCGGUGAUGCUGCUCGUGUACAACUCCGUGCGCAUCUGCGUCGCCGGCUCCGAGGCGUAUGACUGGAUGAUGGACAUCGUGCAGUUCUUCGAGUCCUACAUCAUGUCGCUUCUGCUGUUCGCCGCCGCCACGUCAGGAGCAGCUGCAUGCAACACGUGGUGGAACACUAGCGCAUUGAACAGCACCAGCACCACCAAGGCCAUGCUCGCUUCAUUGGGUCUGGACCCGACUCUCCCUUCAUCAAUGGAUUCCGGAGCUUAUCUCAAUACGUACAUUAAUGACAUGAAUUCGGAUCUGAGCAAGGUCCGUGGUGCAUGCGCCAUGGCUUUUUUCGCAGCUUUCAUCUACAUUGCGAUGUUCUGGUACUACACUAUUCGCAUGUACAAGCGCUGUGUGCUCAAGGCCAUUGCCGAUGCAGCGCCAGCAGCAGUCAAGGACAACGUACCUCCAUACAAUGUGUGA
Closterium sp. Yama58-4 is the source of this 777-nucleotide messenger RNA. The record is from the annotation of a GenBank genome assembly. NCBI's taxonomy places the organism in Eukaryota, Viridiplantae, Streptophyta, Zygnematophyceae, Desmidiales, Closteriaceae.